CGAUGAACUGGUAUGAAACGAGAUCGUGAGCCUAUAAAUACCGUCCCACCACCCCAUAGAAGGAGCACAUCACACAUACAGCAGAGGAGAUCGACUUGAUCCUCUCCAUCCCUUCUGCCUCCCUUCCUGCCCAGGCCGCCCAUCGCACUCCGACUCUGCCUUUGCUUGCCGAGUUCCUCUGCUCUCUAGCACCUCCAACAAGGCGCCAGGCGGGAUGGACAGGCUCAACGCCAAGCUGUACAUGCAGAACUGCUACAUCCUCAAGGAGAACGAACGGCUGCGCAAGAAGGCCCAGCUGCUGAACCAGGAGAACCAGGCCCUGCUCACCGAGCUCAAGCACCGCCUCGCCAAGACCGCGGCCGGCAAGCCCAUCGGCAACGCCGCUGCUGGCGCUCGUGCGCCCCUCCCUGACCUCAACGCGGCUCCACCGGCACACGCCGUCCACGACAAGGCGACGCCCAAGUCCAAGAAGACUGUCGCAAACUGAAGCAGCUUGCUUGCUCGGGUGCUGGAGAACAUAUCCAGUGCUUGCUUUCACCCAUUAGAUAGUACGUACUGGUACUGGAUAUGUUCUCCUUGGUACUCUACUACCAUGCCAUGCCAUCAUGUAGGAUUUGCAUUUGUAACCGCUAGAGGGUCUAGCUCUGAAUGUUGGGAAUGUUUGCUUCGUUUUAGCUAUGGAACUGCAUGCCUAGUACUGUCAUGUAGCAGAGUCCUCCUCCUUCUGAAUGGAUAGAUAGAUCAGAUCAACUAGGAGUAUAUAAAGAUGGUUGGGUCAAUGUGCGCGCUACAUGGCUGUGGCAUUGGACCAGCUUCUUCCUUUCCAGUCCUGGGUAAUGUCAUUUACAGCUCGUUUCAUGGCAA
Triticum dicoccoides is the source of this 864-nucleotide messenger RNA. RefSeq names its product protein LITTLE ZIPPER 4-like. The record is from RefSeq and is a predicted model, not a curated record. The transcript is spliced from 2 exons. The coding region runs from base 215 to 487 and encodes 90 amino acids. NCBI's taxonomy places the organism in Eukaryota, Viridiplantae, Streptophyta, Magnoliopsida, Poales, Poaceae.